AUGCUUUCUCGUAGCAUAAUAGAUGCUUAUCUUCCAUUAAUCCAAAAUUCUUCUCAACAUUUCGACAUUACUAAAGGAGACUUUGAAAUACCCAAACUCAAACGAGCAGAUCUCGUUGAUCUUUUACAUAAAAUGAUUGAAAUUUUCAGAGACGAACCAUCAUUAAUUCGACUUGAUGGUUUGUUUAAUGUCAUUGGAGAUAUACAUGGAAAUCUUCGCGAUCUUUUAAGAGUUUUUGCAUACUGCGGUACUCCGAUUCAGAAUGGCUAUGUUUUCCUUGGUGACUAUGUCGAUAGAGGAGAUUUCUCAAUUGAGGUUAUGGUUCUUCUUUUUAGUUUCAAGCUUGCAUAUCCCCAUCACGUUUACUUACUUAGAGGCAAUCAUGAAUUUGAAAUGGUUAAUUCAUUCUACGGAUUUCGUGAUCAAUGCAUCAACGACUAUGAUGAGCAAAUCUUCAACUUAUUUAAUGAAGUCUUUUCAUAUCUACCGUUAGCAGCAAUAAUAAACGAUGAAUACUUCCUUGUUCAUGGUGGAAUCUGUCCGAAGCUUGAAAAAGUCUCACAAAUCGAAUCCAUACAACGUCCAAUCAAAACAUUUCACGAUGAAGCCGACGAUGGUGAUUUAAUCACUGGCUUGAUGUGGAGUGAUCCUAGCGACUCUAUGGCAUGGUUCUCCGAUAAUAUUAGAGGCCGAGGAUUCUUUUUCGGAUUCCAAGCCGCAAGGCAAUUUUUAGAUUCAAAUAAAUUAACAUAUAUUAUUAGAGCUCAUGAAUGCGUUGAUGGUCUCAAAGAGCAUUUCAAUGGAUGCGUUCUUACAAUAUUCUCAUCAAGCCAUUACUAUAUGAACUCUAAUAAUUCCUGCGGUUUUAUACAACUUGUAAAAAAAAGUAAAUACAGUAUGUCCAUGCUUCCUCCUAUGGAACAAUGGAAGAAGAUGCACGCAGAAUACAAAUUUAUUGAAGUUGGAAAUACAAUUCCAAUUUGCCAAAGAAGUAUCAAAUCAUUUACAACAAAUAGAACCAGAUCUUCGCGAUUGCAAUAUCUAAUAGGAAGUAAGAAUCGUAUUAGAACUAUUAUUCCUAUCAACUAA
This is a messenger RNA of Trichomonas vaginalis G3, 1089 nucleotides long. RefSeq names its product phosphoprotein phosphatase protein. The coding region runs from base 1 to 1089 and encodes 362 amino acids. Gene Ontology annotation, cellular component: cytoplasm; nucleus. Gene Ontology annotation, molecular function: protein serine/threonine phosphatase activity. The record is from RefSeq and is a predicted model, not a curated record. NCBI's taxonomy places the organism in Eukaryota, Parabasalia, Trichomonadida, Trichomonadidae. The transcript has a single exon.